This is a messenger RNA of Penicillium psychrosexuale, 1038 nucleotides long. RefSeq names its product elongin A domain-containing protein. Gene Ontology annotation, biological process: transcription elongation by RNA polymerase II. The transcript has 3 exons. Gene Ontology annotation, cellular component: elongin complex; nucleus. Bases 1 to 1038 code for a protein of 345 amino acids. Lineage: Eukaryota; Fungi; Ascomycota; Eurotiomycetes; Eurotiales; Aspergillaceae. The record is from RefSeq and is a predicted model, not a curated record.
AUGCCAGCCCCAUCACUGCUUCACCUGGCUACAGCCACGGCUAUCCGCUUCAUCAAGGACCUGGAUAAUCUGGGGGCCAUGCCAUACUCACUCGCCCGUCCUAUUUUGCUUAAUAUCCAUAACCCCGAAAAGCUGCAUGUUAUGGAGCUCGCAUCCCCCCACCUCGCCGAAGAAGACGAAGAACUGUGGCUUGAGCUCAUUAAACGGGACAUUCCUGAGUGGGAAACGUACCACCUCCCGGAUAGUACCAACAACUGGUAUGGGGUUUACUGUGAUCUCCGCGACCAAGUCCAACGUUCUCUUGAUGCCGAUGCGGAGAGAAUGAAGAUGGCGAUUGACGGCAUCAGUGCAAAGCGUGCACUCCUCACCCCCAAACUCAUACCCGAGAGCAAGGGCUUGCGCAUGGCCGGAUCCCGACCGUCUGUGCGACAGCGUCAUGCUCCAUAUGAUCGCAGGAUAGGCGGUGGUGUUGAAAAGAAGCCUAGUAUCUUCCAGCCGCAGAAACGCAACACCGCGCUGACGAUGCCUACGAAGUCCCUCAACAACCGUGCGUCGCAAGUUAAGCGUGCACCGAUCGGUCUGGUCGAAGAACACCGCCGCCCCGCCGAGCAGCCGGCACCACAGCCGAUAUCAAAGGCGCAACCUCUUCCCCCACGAAUCAGCCGGCGGCCCGGCAUGCUUCCACCCUCACUUCAGCACCCCAUGCUAGGCAAGAAUGAGGCGCGACUACGCGCACUGACUUCCACCGCCUCCACCGCCUCACCCCGUGGUGCAUCCAAUAGCGAUUCGUCUAGCGUAAAGAAGUCACCAGCUGUGGCCACUGAGCCCAUGCCUAAGCUGAAGCGCCGUCCGACCUCCCCCACUCGUGGUGCCGAGACACCCUCUUCUUCUUCUUCAUCUCUUCCCGCCUCUCACACCUCUUCUCUCCCCUCCUCCCGCCCACCUUCCUCCGGGCCUCCUCUUUCCCGCCCGGGCGUUAUUCGUCGGCGCCCGGCGCCGAGCAUUUUCAUGCCGGCAAAGCGACGACAUUUAUCGUGA